This is a messenger RNA of Culex quinquefasciatus (southern house mosquito), 548 nucleotides long. RefSeq lists its product as uncharacterized. The record is from RefSeq and is a predicted model, not a curated record. The coding region runs from base 90 to 395 and encodes 101 amino acids. Lineage: Eukaryota; Metazoa; Arthropoda; Insecta; Diptera; Culicidae. The transcript is spliced from 2 exons.
GGGCGGUCACCAACCUGCACGUGCCCUCGGAACGAUGCUGGACGAAAUAGGCUCGACCUUUAUGGCCCUGCAUGUUCCCUUAAACGUCGAUGCGUGGAUCAGGCUCGGUAGACGGUCACCGCCUUGCAAGUGACCUGGAACGAACCUGCACAAAUACGCCAGGUCAAGUUCAAGUGAAUCCGGUCCACGAUCCUGGCCUUUUCUCGUUCAAAAUAGGGGUCAUACAAUCCGGAACUGCCAGGGACCAGGGACGGCUAUGGCUCAAGAAUAGAUUCGUCGGACAAUCACCAACUGCAAGUUCCCUCGGAACGUCGCUGGAUGGAUCAGGCUCGGCGACGGUCGCCGUCCUGUGGGGAACUAGGUGGAACCGCUGCAGUCUACCGUACUGGAUGUGACCGGUGAAAACGAACCCGGUCAAUAAGUCGCCGGAAGAUUGAAAGUGAACGGAAAAGCUCUACCAAACUGGACCAGCUCCCGCUCUUCCUUGCUCCGGACUAUCAAAAGCAGCAAAACAAGUGAAAAAAGAUUGAUUGUACGCAGAAUUUAGU